UGCGUCACGGAUAACGAAACGAAACCAACCCAUCAAUGACGAUGUAUAUCUUCACCUAAAACAAACUCUUGUGUAAGGCCUUGCAACGGGUCAUUGACAUCAACUCAGUGAAAAUCCCCUACUUCGACUUGGGAGAGAUUGAAAUUACGAGACGGCAAAACUUGCAUUUACUCCAGCACCGUUUAUCUCUGUCCCUUGAAAUUACGGGUUUUGGGCUCGCACAUGGUCCCUCCGACUACUUCCAUUUUUAGCGUGCCAAACGCUUCAAGUACACUCCCAUUUUUAGUGUGCCAAAGAGAUCCUUGCUAUUUUCAGUGGCCCUUAAAAGAAGAACCCGAAGUUUUAGGACCAGUCUGAUUGAGGACCACGAUCCACCUCCGGUAACUACUAACGAGAACAAAAUGGUGCCUAUGAAACACCAACAGACAGCACAACAUCAGCCCUGCCCAGAAUUUGUGUUCUAAACUCACAUGGAGAAUUAUAACUGAAUAAAAUACUAUUCAUUGCAUUUCAGAUUAUCAGGAAUCUGUCUAUCUAUCUUUGGGGAUAGGAAACGAUCCACAGCGAUGUCGAACUGUGGGUAUCUGGUUACUAAUGGCGUCAUUUCACAAACAUCUGAUGUUCCUCCUGUGGCCUCAUUCCUUGAGGCUCAUCCAGGCGCGUAUACAACUUCUCGUACACAUGGCACAGCUUCCCGCGUCUUAUUUUGGGAAAGACACUUACGGAGACUUGUUGAAUCAGCAAGAAUUUUAGCUGAAACAAAACCAGAGUACUUAUUUGGUACAGAAAAUGCUAGGAUUUCUUCUUAUUCAGCUUCACCCUCGUCUUGGGAUUCUACAGUUCGGCCUGUGGUUAAUGAUUCGCUGAGGAAUGUGCUUCCAGUGGCAUUGGAAGGGAGGAAUGUGGGGGAAGAGUUAGCUAUCACCUCUCUUGUAAGUGGGAAUGUAAAUAUUAGGGAAGAAAACAGAGAGAAAGAAAGGAUUUUUCAUCCCUUUGAUGUUUACUUGCACAUUGGAGUCUAUGUUCCACCUGUGUUUGGCACCAAAGAAAGUAGUGCACAUUUAGCUGUUGUUGGACCAGGAAGGGACACUGCAGACGCUAAGUUCUCACAGUGGGUAAGGCUUAGAAAGUCUUUGGAGAAUAUGAGGCCUCCGUCAACGAACGAGCUCAUGUUAUCAAAUGAUGGUGAUCAUAUACUUGAGGGCUGUUUGACUAAUUUCUUUGUCGUUCGCCGUAAAGAAAAUAGUGAUGUGCUGAGGAAACACCCAUUAGAUCUUGACAAUGAGUAUUCUUUUGAAGUACAAACUGCUUCUAUCAAAGAUGGUGUGCUUCCUGGAGUUAUACGCCAAGUAGUUGUUGACGUGUGCCUGGAAAUGGGAAUAUCAGUCAGUGAAGUUGCAGCUUCCUGGUCUGAGCGUGAACUUUGGGAAGAAGCCUUCAUUACAAAUAGCUUGAGACUAGUGCAGAAUGUGGAAACUAUUCGUGUCCCCAGUCCUUGGGAAGACUUUCAACAUAAAACCUGGAAAGAUGUAGCAUGGAAUGAGAAACGAUUCAAGGAGGGUCCCGGGAGAAUCACAGCAGCCAUUCAGAGGGAGGUGAUGAAGAGAUCAAGCCUGGAAGGAUACCCUGUAUGAUUAUAUAAGAUGAAAUGCAUCAACCAGAGUUCAGGUUGCGCUUGCCCAAUCCAAUGAUCGACUAGCAUCUUACGGCUUUCCGGUACUUUAAAAAUCUAGUAAAAUUUCUUAGUCCAAUAAAAGAUUCAGUUAUGAUACAUCCACCAAAUGUGGACACCGAGUUGUGCACCGAGAGGGGAUCUGACGGCCUCAAGGUCACCCUCUCUGCAUUGGGAUAGGGGUGGGGCAUGAGUGAGCCCCACCAUCCUCUCACAUGGUGCACGUGCAUUUCCUUUGGUCAAUAUGUCAUUUUCGUAAAAGAUUGGAUUGAACUGUCUGCCAACUUGUUUGUACACUAUUAUGUACCUGAUUUAGACAUGUUCAUAUUUUCUGAGGAUUAAGCGCUCCA
Molecule: messenger RNA, 2022 nt
Organism: Papaver somniferum (opium poppy)
Lineage: Eukaryota; Viridiplantae; Streptophyta; Magnoliopsida; Ranunculales; Papaveraceae
Exons: 9
Coding region: 567-1634 (355 amino acids)
Molecular function (GO): catalytic activity
Source: RefSeq, a predicted model, not a curated record